AUGCAUAAGAAUAAGUACAGAGGAAUCCACCAGCAAUGUGAGGAAGCAAGAGAGAAGCUACAGACCUGCAGUAGGAAAUCAAAGUAACCUUUACUGAUGACUUGUAUGCCAAGGAAAAAGAACUCAUUGACAACCUGCAAAAAUUACUUAAAGCAUCUCAUAGUCUGAAGUCUCAACAAAGUAAACAGGAAUGGAUUGAAGAAAAGGAUAAGAAUUUCAGGUUAUUCUUUGCUUGGAUAAGAAAGAGGAACAUGCAAAAUCAAAUUAUAUCCAUCCAAAAUGAAGAAGGUACAACUGUGGAAGGGACAGAAGAAAUAGCUAAGGUGUUUGUGAGAUAUUAUUCUAAAAUACUAGGGACAAAAACUGAAACCCUAGGUAUUGAGGAUAGCAUCAUUAAGAGUGGUAAAAUUCUGAAUUUGGAGCAGCAGAUGAGUUUGGUCAGACCUUUUAACUCUCAACAAGUUAAAGAGGUACUGUUCUCUAUCCCAACUAAUAAAAGCCCCGGGCUAGAUGGGUAUGGUAGUGGCUUCUUCAAAGGACAAUGGAAUGUCGGGGAAUUGGUAACAAAGGCUGUCCUGGACUUUUUCAAGGAGGGCCAAACACUGAGACAAGUCAAUGCCACUAAUUUAACCCUUCUGCCAAAAGUGACAGAUCCCAAGUGGCCAUCUGAAUAUAGGCCUAUAGCGUGCUGUAACACAAUAUACAAGGUGAUAUCUAAGUUGAUUAGUAUGCGACUGAGAGAGGUACUACCUGACAUUGUAGACCUUAACCAAGGAGCGUUUGUUCAAGAAAGGGAAUUAAUACACAAUAUUCUGAUCUGCCAAGAAAUUGCUAAGGGGUAUAACAGGAAAAAUUUCUCAGCUAGAUGUAUGAUGAAGUUGGACAUACAAAAGGCUUAUGAGUCAGUUGAUUGGAAGGCCAUUAAAGGUAUACUUCAUAGCCUGAUGUUCCCUGAUUUGUUUAUUAAAUGGGUUAUGUUCUGUAUAUCUACACCAACAUAUACCCUUAGCAUUAAUGGGGGGCGAUAUGGGUAUAUAAAGGGAGCAAAAGGAUUGAGACAGGGGACCCAGUAUCUCCACUGCUAUUUGUGUUGGUGAUUGAAUACUUGACUAGAAGUUUCAGAAGAGCCGUACAGAAUGAGAGGUUUAGGUAUCACCCCAUGUGCAAGGACCUGAAAAUUGUGAAUUUGUGCUUUGCUGAUGAUCUUAUAGUAGUUUGUAAGGCGGAUAGGUCUUCCAUUAAUUGCAUCAUGAAUGUACUGGAGAAAUUUAAGAAAGCAACCGGGCUCAGUAUCAACAUACACAAAUCAGAGAUAGUGUUUGCAGGAAUUAACAAUCAAUUGAAGGAGGAGCUCUUGGGGUUGACUGGGAUGAAACCUGGUAGGCUGCCUUUCACCUAUUUAGGUAGUCCUAUCACAACGUCCAAAUUGAAGAGGACUGAUUGUGAUACACUCAUAAGCAAACUGACCUGCAAAAUAUCAGCAUGGGGGUCUAAACAUUUCUCCUAUCAAGUAAGAGUGAGAAUUAUUAAUGCAGUGCUGAUGGGGAUAAUCUCAUUCUGGUCCAGAAUUUUUAUCCUUCCUAAGCAGAUUAUGAAAAAGGUCAUGGCCAUCUGUAAGAAUUUCUUAUGGGGUUGCUCAUACAAAUACAUGAAGGUGCCUCUAGUGAAAUGGGAGGAGGUCUGUCAGAAAAAGAAAUAUGGGGGGUUGGGUAUUAAAAAUGCAGCAAACUGGAACAAGGCAGCAAUUAUGAAACUCAAUUGGGAUGUUGCAGAUAAAAAGGACAUACUCUCGGUAAAAUGGGUACAUGGAAGAUAUCUCAAGUCAGGAGACUUUUGGGAGUAUACCCCUAGCCAAGAUUCAUGCUACUACUGGAAAGAAAUGAUCAAGGUCAGAGAGGUAUUUAGAAGUAUGCCAAGACAGAAACAGUAUAGCAUAAGGGAGGGGUAUGAAUGGCUGCAGGGUGAAGGUAAUAUCCCCCGAUGGAAGGAUUAUGUCUGGAACAAACUUACUCCCCCAAAAAUUCAUUUCAUUACAUGGCUACUGAUGAGGGGGAGGUUACAAACUAAAGCAAGAAUAGGGAAAUACAUUAACAUAUAUACUGACUGUGAGCUAUGUGGGCAAGCUGAAGAGACUGACAUCCAUCUCUUCUGGGAAUGUCAAGUGGCGCAGAGGAUCACUAAUACAUGCCUUAGUAACCACAACAUACCAGAGAGAGUGAUGAAGAUCCAAGAUUUGGAUAGGAUUAUUCAGAAUAAAGGGAGAAAGAACAA
This is a messenger RNA of Cuscuta campestris, 2271 nucleotides long. Lineage: Eukaryota; Viridiplantae; Streptophyta; Magnoliopsida; Solanales; Convolvulaceae. The record is from the annotation of a GenBank genome assembly.